Messenger RNA from Clonostachys rhizophaga, 1890 nucleotides. The record is from the annotation of a GenBank genome assembly. NCBI's taxonomy places the organism in Eukaryota, Fungi, Ascomycota, Sordariomycetes, Hypocreales, Bionectriaceae.
AUGUCUCCUUACCUCAACGGCAACGAGCCUCCCGCAGUGGGCGAGGACCUGAUCAAGUCCAAGCUCGAAAAUCCGCCUGUCGCCGAUGAUUACAUGUAUGAUUUCAAGUACAAUCAUGCACUUCCCACGUCUGACGUUCUCGGCCUCGAAAUCCCCGCCGAUUGCGAUGCUCACAAGGAGGCCAAAGCUAUCGUCGAUCAACUCGCCGAGGUCAUGGGCAAAGGUGAUGCUCAGGGCUUCGCCAACAUGUUCCUUGAAUAUGGUGUUUGGCGAGAUAAACUCAGCUUCACGUGGGACUACCGCACAUUCAACUUCCGAGAAGCCAUUUUGAAAGCUGCGACGGACCUUUUCACUACCAAGGCCACGAAUUUCCAAUUGCUCAAGCCCGAGCCCAAUAUCGCUCGCCCAUAUCCCGACUUUGCGCAGCUACAAUUUGUUGUAUCCUUCGAGACCCAGGAUGUCGUUGCCUCAGCAGUCAUCAACAGCGUACUCACCAAGGACGGCUGGAGGAUUUACACAAUGCACACCGCGGCCGAGAAGUUGAAGAAGUUCCCAGAGGUCCCUGUGGCUGACGGCCACAUGACAGGGCCCGUGAGUUGGGAGAAGCAAAGGGCUAUCGAUGUUGAUGCGGCUGAUCCGGAGAUUCUGAUUAUCGGAGGUGGCCAGAAUGGUCUUGCACUUGCUGCCCGAUGCAAGGCUCUCGGCAUGGACAACUUGAUCAUCGAGCGCAGCGCCGAGAUUGGCGAUGUCUGGAAGAACCGAUACGAAUACCUUUCGCUCCAUUUCCCUCACUGGGCCGACGACCUGCCAUACUUCCCCUACCCCAAGCACUGGCCCACGUAUACGCCGGCCCAAAAGCAGGGUAUCUACAUGGAGUGGUAUGCCUCGGCUCUAGAACUCAAUGUCUGGCUCAAGUCGACGGUCGUCAAGGCCGAACAAGAUAGCGAGGGCAACUGGACUGUUGUCAUCAAUAAAGGAGGCAACGAGACCCGCACCCUCCAUCCCAAGCAAGUAGUCAUGGCCACUUCUUUGUGUGGCAAACCUAUGACUCCCGAAACUCCCGGAAUGGCUGAUUUCAAGGGUGUCAUCCGCCACUCCACAGCACACGACAGCUCGCGCGAAUUUGUUGGCAAGAAGGUCUGCGUGGUUGGCACGUCGUCGUCUGGAUUCGACACAGCCUUUGACUGCUCCCGCCGCGGCAUCGAUGUCACCCUCCUCCAGCGCUCCCCCACCUACAUCAUGUCCCUCACUCACUCCGUUCCCCGAGUCAUCGGCAACUAUGCUCCGGAUGCCGACCUCAACCGGCCGGACCUUGAGGAGCAAGACCGCCUGUUCUUUGCUACUCCCGUCGGCCCGGGUGAGGAGCUCUCUAGGCGUAAUGCCAGUGUCCUCGCAGGACUUGAUAAAGAGCUUCUUGACGGUCUCAACGCUCGUGGUCUCCGGACCUGGCUCGGUCAGCGAGGCACCGGUGGUUCCACUCUAGGCCAGACCCGUAACGGUGGCUUCUAUUUUGAUGCUGGCGCCUGUGAGCACAUCAUCAAUGGAAAGAUCAAGGUUGAACCUGGAUACAUUGAGCGUUUCACCGAAGAUAAGGUGAUUCUCAGCGGUGGCCGCGAGCGCGAGUUCGACCUGGUUGUGUUCGCGACCGGGUUCACCAACACCAUCGACUCUAUUCGCUCGGCUCUUGGGGACAAGAUUGCUGAUCAAUGUGACCCCAUCUGGGGAAUCGACCAGGAGGGCGAGUUCAAAGGAGCCUACAGAGAAUGCGGCGUGCCCAAUCUCUGGAUCUUUGUUGGAUACCUCCCGUAUACCCGCUAUCAUUCCAAAUUGUUGGCUCUACGCCUAAAAGCCUUGAAGGAAGGUGUGGGCUCUGCUCCUUACAAGGUAUAG